ACUUCGAAAGGCGACACCCAGGACAGACGACGUCGGUGGUUGACGGGGAGCAGUCGGGAAUGCCUGCCUAGUGUUUGUUGAAUUCUCGAAUUUAACAUGUUCGCUCGGUAUCAGUUAUAAAUAUUCAAUGUGCGGUGUGAACUUCUCGAUUUAUCUAAUGCUGCAAACUGUCUUACAUCGUCAAGAAAGAAGUUAUUGAAAAAAACUGGAGAAUGAAGGCUCAGCUGGUGGGGCUGUGUGGUGACCUUCAAAGGGCCGACUGCAGAUUGCGGCCUCACCGCCAGCGACCGCAUACCUUGCAGCUCUUCACCAAGGUCAGAUGUAUCUUGCUAUUUCUUUCCAGGCUGGAGCAGUCUUCUACACGCGACACAUUACGUUCAAGAAGAGAAGUAUUUUUACUAUAUUUUGUGCAAUAUAUUCGUAACGUCUGAAUAUUGUACGAAUUGUGGCAUUGAGCCUGUGGUCAUCAAACCAUUUCGCAAUGUAGUGUGAUUCCAAGACAAAAUUUUAGAAGGAAGAUUAUUGGUAUCUAAGUAACUUUUUGUAUCAUUUAAUAUUGUUUUUUUUAGUUUAAAAAUAUAUUUAAUUCUCCUUGUUAAGGAAGUAAUGGCUUUGAAACUUUUUAUUGUGUAAAUGAUCAAAACGAUAUUGUUCUCCCCACGUCAUCUUUGUAGUAAUGAUGGAUAAUUUGUAAUGGUAUUUUUAUUACAUUUUAAUGUAUUAUGGAUAUGGAUACCAUUAAAUGUCUUGAA
Gryllus bimaculatus (two-spotted cricket) is the source of this 752-nucleotide messenger RNA. NCBI's taxonomy places the organism in Eukaryota, Metazoa, Arthropoda, Insecta, Orthoptera, Gryllidae. The record is from the annotation of a GenBank genome assembly.